Molecule: messenger RNA, 168 nt
Organism: Bipolaris victoriae FI3
Lineage: Eukaryota; Fungi; Ascomycota; Dothideomycetes; Pleosporales; Pleosporaceae
Exons: 1
Source: RefSeq, a predicted model, not a curated record
CACACUCCCCCUCGCUUACCUACCCCCUCUCACCACACUACCCCACUGUCCCAUCCGAUGACUCUUCAAGCGCUUCUCACUCCCCGUUUUUACUCGAUUCAUAUAUCAAAAAUACGGGAUCCUUUCCAUCAAUUCCAAGAGUCUCAUAACUCCGGCCUGAUGGUCUAG